Messenger RNA from Pezoporus occidentalis (night parrot), 2698 nucleotides. RefSeq lists its product as uncharacterized. The coding region runs from base 1 to 1326 and encodes 441 amino acids. Gene Ontology annotation, cellular component: cytoplasm; histone pre-mRNA 3'end processing complex. The record is from RefSeq and is a predicted model, not a curated record. Gene Ontology annotation, biological process: mRNA transport; mRNA 3'-end processing by stem-loop binding and cleavage. The transcript is spliced from 12 exons. Gene Ontology annotation, molecular function: mRNA binding; histone pre-mRNA stem-loop binding. Lineage: Eukaryota; Metazoa; Chordata; Aves; Psittaciformes; Psittacidae.
AUGUGCGCUGCUUGUCUCCGCGCCCGGGCGCAGCCAUGUUCCGCGGCGGCGGCGCCGCUCGCCUCAGCCAUGUUCGGAGGGCAGCGGGGCCUGCCGCGCCAGGGAGGCGGCGGAGAGGAGCCGGGCGGGCUGCGCAGCCUCGUCCUCCUCGGUACCCGCUUGUCGUCCUCUACCAAAGGUCCUCUCCUGGGCCCCGCGAGCAGGCGGCCUCAGUGGGGGAGCCUGCUUGUAGAGGCUGCUUCGGUCCCUGCUGGCAGCGGUUCUAGUUCUGUGCAACCACACUGCUGGCGUCAAGAACAGGAAUGUAGCAGCUGGAAUGAUUCAGAUUCUUUGGUGUUGGAUGAAUAUCAAUGUAGACAUUUAGACCAAUGGCUGGAGAGUUCUACAGCACCAGAACAUUCAAGGACUUUUUCUUGCCCUGACUGGGAAGACAGAAUUGAAGAAGGCAAAGCUGUGAAAACAUCAAAUAAAAAAGUGACAAAUGAUUCUGCUAAUCCAGCUGAAAGGGAAACAGAUGAAGUGGUUCUGAGGAGAAGACAAAAACAGAUCAAUUUUGGAAAAAAUACUCUUGCUUAUGACAGAUAUAUUAAAGAAGUUCCGAAGAAUCAACGGAUACCAGGAGUUCAUCCUAGAACUCCCAACAAAUUUAAGAAGUACAGCCGUAGGUCCUGGGACCAGCAAAUCAGGCUGUGGAAGAUAGCACUGCAUGCCUGGGAUCCUCCUACUGAAGAAACCUGGGAUCUCCAGCCUGUUAGUACAGAACCCUCAGAUAAUUCCCAGGAAUGGUUCUGCAAGGAUCAGGAUAUUUCUGGCUCCUUUGUUUUUGACGCAAAGCAGAAGAAAAAUGAGUGUGAAGAUGAGUGCAAACAGACUGACUACACACCAGGGAGUCCCUGUUCUCCAGGUUCUUCUCCCGUAUGGAAACGCAGAAAAAGAAACAAUCCUGACUCCUCUGUGAUUUCAAAGGGCGAAAACCGUUAUGUGCAGAUGUACCACACUCUGGGAAGUCUCACUGAAUCAGGAGAUCAGGAGGCUCUUUCAAAGUGCUCAGAGUGGGAAGCUUUUGGUGAACACGAUGAAGUAAUGACAGUACAACAUGGUAUUGAAAUAAGUGACCCAAUUCCAGCCAGCUGUUCUUCAGGAUGGAACAAUCAGAAACAGAAAAAUCCCAACUUCUUUCUGCCUGACAGCAAAACUUGGAGAGAUACAGACUGCAGGCUUGAGAGGCUUAAACUUUGUAGCAGUUUGUUGGAAGGACAUCAGUCAGAGUACCCUGAAAGGGGAUGGGGAAGUGCUGGAGAGAGAAUAAUGAGGAAGAACAUUUAAAUACCAAGGUUUUUCAAGAUCCCUAUGGAUAGAUUAUACUUUUUCUGCAACCUCUGCCUCAAGUGUAAUUCUGAUUUCAUUAAGCCUGUGCUACAAUGAUGGUGGAUGUUCCUUAAAGCUUUUGUGAGAAUGUUUCUGCUGUAGCUGCGUUGACAGAUGACGUGCAUCAUAUUGUAAAGGCUGCUUCGAUUGAUGGAUCCUGCUGUUGCUCUUUGGAGAUCAUGCUACUUAUAGUACACUGGUGUUAUGCUGGUGAACUGGUCCAAUGUCAAGUUAAACUGAAGAAUGUCACCUCUUAAACCAAGGAGUUCAAACCCUGUUUCCUCUACUGGACCAGAAUUGUACAUCCAAGCCGAAGAACUGUUUCAAAAGAAUGUAGAUAAUUUCAGCCUUUUUCCAGCUGUUAAAGAGACAAUCUGUUCUUAGCUUUUGGAUCGGGUGAUCCUCUGUUUGGCUUAUUUACCAUUCUCUGACGUAAGAUAAGUUAGUAUUUGCUUAAGCUAGUGAGAGAAGAGAAAGGAAAGGCAGAUGAUUUAUCAAAAUCAGAUCCUUCUCUUCAAGGGGAUGAGUGACUGAACAGCAACACAAUCUAAAUACCUGGGAUUUGCUUUUGUGUGUGUUGCAGCCUAAUGCAAAGAGCCAAUCUACUGUUAAGUGUAUAAGAGAAUGAGUUCAGUGCCUGCUGUUCCUACAGGAACUGGAGGUGAGCAGCAGUAUUUGCAGGUUUAGAGCUGCUCUUAUCCAGACUAAGGAUUGUGAUGGUGCUGAAAGAGGUUCUACUUUGUUUUAUUCUCUUAGCACUGUGCUCACUGAGGGCUGUGGCUAUAAUGGCCUUCAGACCGGCUUCAUGUGCCAGUUACAAGAAUGUUUUACAGUCCUUGUGGCAUUUUAUGUAGCAUGUACUGGGACACAAAUGUCUGUUAGAGCUGGGAAUUGGCUCUUUGCAGGAGUUUGGUUGGCUUUUCACAGGGCCACUGCAGAGCUAUGGCAGUGCCAGGGAUGUCACACAUCAGCCUUGCUCUGGGGCUGGCAGUGUACCCAGGGCCCUAAAGCCCAUUGUGCUACUGAUGUGGAACUAAGCUGCUUCCCCAAAACUACUCCCAGUUCAUUCCAAAACAUUAUUUCCAGGCUGCUGGGGCAUGGGGUUCAGUAGUGUUCCAGCACAAGGGCUCAGCUGCACACCACAGAGGAUGGGGUGUGUGUAUAGAAGGAACACACCUGUACAGCACUUUUUAAAGAAGUAAUAUUUAGCACCUUCUUUCUCCAGUGUGCAUGUUGUCAUGAUAUAUGAUGACUGUAAAUAAGGGAAUGGUAUGUUUUUGGCAUUUUUGUCUUUAUGCAGAAGAAUUAAAGACUUUAAAAAUUCCUGUUA